AUUACCAUAAAUUGUAUGAGAGAAUGUUCAGAAAACGAAAGCACCUUUUGUCAGCAGGUAUAUGCAUUAUGCAAACACUACAAACGGGCACUCGAAGCGUUGUACUUCCAAAAAUGCGUCCAUUUUCUCAUUUUCUGUAUGCAAUCUAGUGAUAAUUUUCUAAAUACAAGAUUUUUUAGACAAAUGGUGCAAUAGUAUCUGUGAUAGUUUGGGUAAACUGGAUUGCUGUGUACAUUGUGCAAAUAUUAAUAAUAACUCUCACAUGUUACAAAACUACUAAUGUGGCAAAAAGUACAGCUGAAGUCAUCAGUCACUUACUGUCUGAGUUUAAUUUACACCCUAAGGUCAAGAAUAAGCUUAUGGUAUUUAUCAAACAAAUUCAACAUGAAGAUGUACAGUGUUCGCCAUUUAACCUCUUCACUAUUGAUACGUCACUCCUUUUUUCAUUUGCAAGAGAUUCUGUUACAUACUUAUUGGCUUUGUUCCAAUAUCAAGAAAACAUUGAAAUCCAAUGCUUGGAAAAAUCAUCUCCAUAAAACAGUAAUUUACCUGUGAAGCUGGGACUUCACUUCUAAGAAUGGAAUUGUUCCAACUGACUAAGAUUUCUCUAAAUUCCAUUACUGAUUCUAAUGAUGUAUUUGAAGGCAUAGUGAAGUUUGUAGCAUUCUGUAAUGAAAAAAUCUAGUAAAAUCACGAUUUGAAAGUAAACUUUAUUUACCUCUUUGAAUCCCAUCAUUAUCAAGCAAUCUACAC
Molecule: messenger RNA, 753 nt
Organism: Acanthoscelides obtectus
Lineage: Eukaryota; Metazoa; Arthropoda; Insecta; Coleoptera; Chrysomelidae
Source: the annotation of a GenBank genome assembly